GCUAAACCGAAACCGAUUUUUUAAAACUGACAAAAGGAAGUGAUAAGAGAAGUUUCAGAAAAUAGCAAUGUGAACUGCGAUACUUUCAGCACAUGCCAAUUUAGUUUGAACAAGUUAUAUUAAUCAGGAAUGAAUCCAGGAUGUCUGCAAAUAUAUUCCCUAAUGUGUCCCUUCUAGAGGGGAGGUUGCAAUUUUGGAGGAGGGAAAUUGUACGAUGUCUGGACAAGCCAACAUUUCUAUCACAGCUGGCUGCUAAAGAUGUUUUCAACGAAGAUGAGAAGUCAAGGUUACUAGAAAUAUAUCAGAAUCGUACAACAACAGAAGCCGGAGAGGCCGUUCUGGACUCCUUUCUUGAAAGUUCUGCUCCAAAUAAGUGGAUAUCCUUCCUUAAUGCGCUUGAAGAAGCAGAGCUUAAAUACGUGAAGUCAUUGCUGGAAGAAGAUAUUAAAGAACCGGAAGAGGACAGGGUAAGAGGUCGAAAACUGAUACAACUCUUUGGUCCAGAGCUAGAAAAAAGUAUUGAUCCAAUACACAUUACAAGCACCCUGCUUUCGAAGAAGGCUAUAACAGAAGUGGACCGCGAUAAGUGCUUAAUCUAUGCCAAUCCAAAUGCAGAUUGUAUGGUAUAAUGUGCCUUCUACGCAGAAUGCAGUCUCAAUUACGACCAAGGGAAUGGUAUUACGCGUUCCUUUGCGCGCUUCGGGAUAACGACUACAAAUCGGAGUGUGAACUUUUAGAGCCGGAUUUCUUGCAAUGCCCUCAUAUGUUUGAUCCUGAAAAUAUAUGUGGAACAUCAAACGGUGGGGUUAAAGAACCGCUUAGAGAUUGUGUAAUGACCGAAACAACACCAAAAUGCGAAGAACCUAUGGAAGGAAUACACGAGGCGAACGUUCCUAGAAUUGAGGUCUGCGGAGAAACGCUCAGUCGAAAAGAUCCAGUAAAAAGAGAUGAUGCUGUACUGUCGGACGAAAACCAACUUGAAUCCGAUGCAGAAAAAAUAGACAAGUAUCAGACAAGUCCAAACCUUUGUCUGAGGGAUUACCAGUAUGAACUAGCUGAGCGAGCGAUUCAGGGAGAAAACACCAUCAUAUGUGCUGAUACGGGAACUGGCAAAACUACGGUUGCCAUGCAUAUCGCCUCUGAGCACCUUAGUAAAGCGACGAAAGGAACCCGGAAAGUUGUGGUAAUGGCUAGUACAGCGAUUUUAAUUAGCGAGCAAGCAGAUAAAUUCAAAAAGAAACUUCCAGAAUAUAAAACCAAGUUAAUAUCUGGUGGAGAAGAGGAAUCAACGAUGCUUCACGUGUUCGUGAAAGAUGCGGAUAUCCUCUGUUUUACUCCCCAGAUACUAGUUAACAAUUUAGAGAACGGGAACAUACCAAGUCUUGCUGUAUUUUCCUUGUUGAUAUUUGACGAAUGCCACCAUACAAAGGGUUCGGGAGCGUAUGGAGAGCUUGCAAGAAGAUAUCUCAGAGAGAAAUUAAACAAAAGAAUUGGACUUCCCCAGAUUGUUGGUCUCACUGCGUCUAUUGGAGUAGGACACUCAAAGAAUGAGGAAGAUGCGGUAGAAUAUAUAACCAAAGUUUGUGCAGCACUCGAUGUCAAACGGCUCUCAACAGUUGAAAGAUGCAGAACAAACUUCGAAAAAUAUGUGAAUACACCGAAAGAAGACAUAAUCAAAAUGACAGUUCGCGCAGACGAUCCAUGCAGUAAGUUGCUGAAUGAAAAUAUUAUCAAAACUGAAGACAUACUUAACGACAUCUGUUUCGAAGUGUGUGAACCAGAUAUUAUCGAUGUUCUUGAUAAGAGGCCACGGGAAAAGGGAACUUUGGCAUACUACGGCUGGACAAUACAAAUAGAGAAAACAGCAAAACGAUUUGUAGAUGAUCGCAACAGCCUUCGCGAUAUUACAACAUGUGCUACGUAUUUAAAUGUCUACUGUUCUGCGUUUGAGGUGAAUACACUUUUGCAAGUUCGAGAUGUAAUGAAAUACCUAGCAAACGAGACAAAAGUAGAAGCUGACAGGAGAUCAAAAUUUACCGAUCGAGAAAAGGAACUGUUUGAAAACUUUAAAGAACUGCAGAAAGAAUUAACAAAGAAAAGCAGAGACGUAAACGCAGCCAAUCCAAACGUCGAGAUAAUUAUUGACCAGCUUACGAAAAUGUUCCUGGAAAAGGGUCUGGAUUCAAGAGCAAUGGUCUUUGUUAAAACAAGAGCAACAUGCAUAGCACUACGGGAGCUUUUGGACAAUAGAUUAGAGUAUAAAGCUCGUUGUCUGUAUGGACAAAAACAAAUAGGGUCAAUGAAAGGCAUGAGUCCGGAAGAGCAGACAGAAGUAUUGGAGAGGUUCAAGGAGGGCCGCUUUAAGAUAAUUGUAUGCACGUCUGUUGCAAUUGAAGGAAUAGAUGUUCCAGAUUGCAAUAUUGUCAUCAAUUACAACUUCUCUGGCGACGAAAUCACAAAGAUACAAAUGAGAGGAAGAAGCCGAAGACAAGAUGCCUCCACACUCACAGUUGGAAAUGAAAAGAUAGUUGAAAAAGACAAAGUGAAUGUCUACAAAGCCAACUUGAUGUACAAGGCUAUGGAUACUUUUAAGAAAAUGGAUGCGCAUAAAUUGGAAAACAAAUUAGACUUGUACCAGAGAGAGGAAGUACAGAAGUUGGUUAACAAAAAUGAUUUGUUAGAAGUUGAGAGAAACCGUCAAUCUACAGAUGAUAUGGAAGUAUUGUGUGGAAAGUGUUCGAAAUACAUGUGUCACGUGUCGGGGAUGCGUGUUCUACCAAACAAUCAAAACUUUGUCAUAACUGAAGAGUUUCCUGACAAAAUCGACAGAAAACCUAACCUUAAGCGAGAACGAUAUGAUGGAAUCGCGAAAAAAGGGAAAAUGUCCUGUACAUCGUGCGGACUAGACUGGGGUAUGAUUGCAGACAGACAUGGGUAUGAAAUAUUUGUGUUGAAACUUGAAAGCCUUUUGUUUCGACAGGUUGAAAUCGACAAAAUCCAGGAUUUUAAAAACUGGCGUCUGGCACCCAAAAUUACUCAAUGCACUUUGGAAGACAUUCCCAAACUGUUAGCAUACCAAACAGGACAUAAAUGACAUUGCGCGUGGAACUAACCUCUGUUUCAUGAUCAAAACAUGUAAAAAGUAUGAUGUUUUGAACUUUCUUCAAUUCUUUUAACGAAAUUUAAAUAAUUAUGCAAGUUCAAUUUUAUUUUAAAAAGGAACUGUUUGUUUCAUCAUUGUUUUUUUUUCCAUUUCAUAUUUAUACAGAUUAUUCUCUUUUAUUGAAAUAUAUACUUGGCGCAUAUUGUUGCCUUCGAGCACCACUGAUUUGUAUUGAUUUUUUAAAUGUUUUUUUUUCUUGAAAAUUCGAACAAAUAAGUGACUCGAUUGUGAUGCAUUUUCACAACAUGACGUGACCAUUUCCUGCUGCCUUUAUAUAACGAUAUUACACGUGAUAUUGGCAAACAAUCAACCAAUCAAGCUACAGCUGUUUGCUGAAUCGCAUUACUAACGUUACUUUGACACUCUAUAUGUCGUAAUAAAAAAUAUCGUAAAAAGUGCAUUUGACACAUCAUGCAAUAGUCCAUUUAAAGGCUUAUAAUCGGUUUUAAAAUGUAUUUUUUAAAACAAAUACAAACAUAAAUUAUCUAAAAUUUUUCAAUACCCUAGACUAAAUAUUACUUUAUGGGUGCCGCCGUUUUCCAGUAGCCAUAUUUCUUCCUUACGUCAUAUUUAAGAUACGACUUAUUUCUGAGUGUUGUGAGUCAUAUUAAACGUUUUUUUCAUAUGGAUAAAACUACUAUGUGCUAUGUUUGCGGUGUCGUGAUGCUAACAAUGUAUUCAAUAAAGGUUAAAAUAUCUAACAGCAGUUCUUGUGGGCGAAUUGCUAUGGUAUCAGUUUUUUUUUACUGUACAAGCGUGUGUCGCUCCCCACUGCAACCAGGCUGUUUUUAUACUUUAAUUGUAUUUUCUUCUGCGGUAUCAAAUAGUAAAAUAUUUAUAAUAUAAGUGGUUUCAGAUGCAUAACCGGGAAAUUUUGGUGCCAAAACAUGAGCGAGCCCCUUAAAGACCAACUUCUGCUUGAUGAUUUUCAUAUAUUGACAUGAAUGUGAAGCAAAACUAAAGGAACACGUCAAGUAGUGGAAAGAUUAGUUACAUAAUGUCAAGAUUGUAAAAGGAACGGAAAGUUUUUUUAUUUUCUGUAUUUGUGAUUAGAAAAAAAGCAUAUCAAGAGAAAAUAUUACAUCCUAAAUAUCAAUGAAAUUUGUGAUCUCUCCUUUGUUAAUGUUCAUGUCAUGAAUAACUUUUGUAUCAGUGUUUAAAUAUAUCGUAGAUGCAAAUUAAAUUAUGCAAAUACAAUUAUAGCAUGUGUGGUGAAGUAAUGUAAUGUAUUAUUUAUUCUGAUUAGGGAUGAGCCGAUGGGCUUACAGCAAAUUAUGUUUGUUUGUCUGAUGGGAGAUGUAAGCUUACAUUAUAUUUGAAUAAACUGUUUUAUUAUA
Mya arenaria is the source of this 4500-nucleotide messenger RNA. Its product is annotated as antiviral innate immune response receptor RIG-I-like. The transcript is spliced from 17 exons. NCBI's taxonomy places the organism in Eukaryota, Metazoa, Mollusca, Bivalvia, Myida, Myidae. The record is from RefSeq and is a predicted model, not a curated record. Gene Ontology annotation, cellular component: cytoplasm. Gene Ontology annotation, molecular function: ATP binding; nucleic acid binding; ATP hydrolysis activity. Bases 629 to 3094 code for a protein of 821 amino acids.